UGCCGAGCUCCGGGACCGCCAAGAUGUUGGUGGCUUUGGACGUGUUCUGUCUGUUGCUGGUCAGCAUCCCCACCCUGCUCUGUGAGAGCGGUUACGUAGCACCCCACUUCCAGGGCUUCUUUUGCGACGACAACACUAUCCAAUACCCUCGGGUGUCCAAUUAUGCCAUCGAGGACUCGGCACUCAUCACCAUGGACUUCUUAAUCUGCAUCUUCAUGAUCAGCCUCGGAGAGAUGAUCCGUGUCCGGAGCCUGCAGCUGAGCUCGCCAGCCUUAUUAAACAGCACCUACAUGGUCAUGGUCUACAAGCAUCUGGGCACCUUCAUCUUCGGCGGCAUGGCCAGCUACUCCCUGGCAAACAUUGCCAAAAUGACCACCGGGAGCCUGCGGCCCCACUUCCUGGCCGUGUGCCAGCCAGACCCAACCUCCUUCAAAUGCGACAGCGGCUACAUCACCAACUACACCUGCACCGGGCAGCCUGCCGACAUCCUCAAUGCCAGGCAAGUGGGCGGGUGGGGAGCAUCCCUUCCCCACCCCAGCCACCGCUGAUCUCUGCCCUCCUUCCUGCCCAUCUCCCAGGAAAUCCUUCUAUUCUGAGCACGCCUCCUUCGGGAUGUACUGCAUGGUGUAUCUGAUGCUCUAUGUGCAGGCCCGCUACUGGGGACAGAAGACCAAGCUGUUGCGACCAACCAUCCAGUUCCUCUUCUUAUCACUGGCUCUGCUCACGGGCUACAUCCAGACCUUAGACCAUUGGCACCACCCCUACGACAUGGUCUUCGGAUUCCUGCUGGGAGCCUUGAUGGCUUUCUGGGUGGCUUUCUAUAUCUCUGGACUGUCUCUGUAUCGGGCAAUGCCAGGUCCCAGCAGCCCCGGGCACUAGAAGGCCACCCUCUGCUCUCCAUUCUCUUGCCUCUUGCCCUCCCUCCAGAUUCCUCCCCUGAGGGCCAUCAGGGAGCCCAAGGGAUGCUCUGAGAUAGAAAAAGAUAGUGGUCUCUGCAUGGCCUGUACUUUCCAAGGAGCUGUCCCUUCCCAGGUGAGCUAACCAAGGAACCCCCCCCCCAACUGCUGAGUCUACACCCCAAUUCAGCCGUGUCCUGGCAGGGUGACACAGGAAAACCCCAUUUUUCCAGGACUGAGCCCAUACUCCUAAAUCAUCCCCUCCCAGCAGGGCCACUUCUGUUUUUAUUCUUUUUUUAAGAUUCUUGAUAUAUUAAAAAGUUAAGAAAUGCCAA
This is a messenger RNA of Galeopterus variegatus (Sunda flying lemur), 1231 nucleotides long. RefSeq names its product lipid phosphate phosphohydrolase 3-like. Bases 24 to 548 code for a protein of 174 amino acids. The record is from RefSeq and is a predicted model, not a curated record. Gene Ontology annotation, molecular function: phosphatidate phosphatase activity. Gene Ontology annotation, biological process: phospholipid metabolic process; phospholipid dephosphorylation; signal transduction. The transcript is spliced from 5 exons. Lineage: Eukaryota; Metazoa; Chordata; Mammalia; Dermoptera; Cynocephalidae.